UUUUUUUUUUUGAUACAUACAAUUUAUUUCUAAUCUUUUCCCUAAUAUUUUAAACUUUUUUCCAACAUUUAGUUUAGACUUGCUGUCACCACAAAAUUUUAGAUGAGCCUUAAGGCUCCAUGAACUCAAACAACUAAACAAUAUGUUAUCAGAAAAUAAUUAUAAAACACUUAUCAUCAAAAAAAAAAAUGUUUAUACAACUGACUUACCACAUACUCGUGCAUACAUAUAUACAGCAAACAAAUAUAUCCAAAGCAAUUAAUAGCAGAAAAUACAUACAUAUACAUACAUAUAUAGUAAUUAUUGUGUAGCCGACAACCGAAUGACAAAUGAAUGACAAAAGGUAAAAAAUAAAUAGUGUCAACAAAAUAUUAGCGAAAAUAAUGGAAUUUGUGUAAGAGACUAUUGUCUCGUCAAUUUAAAGAAGAAAAAGAAUAUGCUAACAAAAAAAAAUCAAAGUAUAUUAAAUUAAAAACACAUAAAUGAAAAAAAUAAUAAUAAUAAUGUUAGCAAACAAUUAAAGAAAUAAUACAAACUUUGACAGCUGACACAUCAACUGACCAUUAACUGAACAAAAAAACUAAAUGAAGAAAUUAGUUUUAAGCUCGUUUUAGGGAUUACAAAGUCAACAAGGUAUACAGACCUACAAGUCUAAACAGCAACAAAGUAUAAGAAACAUAAUAUUUAAUUACACACAAAAAAUUAAAUAAGUAAAUGCAUAAAAAUAGAAAAAAAAAUCGUCACAUAGUAGUAAAGAGUGGUAACUAGAGAAUCCAUUUGCAUAUUAGAAAAAUGAGUAACAAAAAUAAAAUUAAAAAUACAUUAAGUACAUAUGUAUGUAUUAGUAACAAACUGUCAAACAAUGCAGCAAAGUAAACGAGUAUACGCUAACUGCGUGCAAAUUUCUAUAGAAAAUUUAGUUAAAUACAAACACAUACACACAUAUACACACGCUUUACAAGAUGUAAUGAAAUAUCAGGCAGAGAAAUAUGUACGAGUAACUUAUGGUAGAAAUGUACGUAAAUUAUUAAAGUUGAACAGUAAAUAAUAAUAACAAAAUAAAUAAAUAAAGGGAAAUCCAUGACAAACAUGCACACACUACAAUUUAAAAAACAACACUCAUGCUGAAAUUAUUCCCAAUUGGCAACGCAUUACUUGACGUACGCCAUCGGCCGGUAACAACAUGCAGUUGGCAAUGCUUGUGCCGUAUAGCGGAAGUUCGUACACGACAGUUACAAAAAUGCAAAAAUAUUUUUAGUAAAAAUCUGAAGAACGUGUAAGACAUGCAUAAAAAUACAGGCAGAACGCAGAAUGGUAAUUAAAGAAAUGUAUUAAACAAGAGAACUACGAUGUAAACAAACAAUUUUUGACUACAAAUUUGAAGUUAAGGAAAGAAACAAAUAUUUAUAAUAUGGAAGAGGAACUGCUGUUACUUCUACUGCUUAUGCAUGAGGAAACCAUCAAUCCCGCUCAACUGAGACGGCUGCGUGACCACAGUGAUCCUUUCAGCAUGUCGAAUGAGGAUUUCGAAAGGCAGUUUGUUGUGCCAAAAUUUAUUUGUCGGUCUUUAAUCGAAAAUUUGCUACCGCACGACAAACAGAACACGGGUUUAUCCUUUACAAUAAGGCUUUUAGCUGCUUUAAACUUCUAUGGUACGGGUAGAAUUCAAAAGCGUGUGGGCGACGAUGAUAUACUGAAUGUAAGUCAACCAACAGUGUCCCGUGCCUUGACCAAUGUAACUGAUUUGUUGAUAAGUCAAUUUUGUGGCGAAAUAUGUUUUCCAGACACCAGCGAGGAACAGCGAAUGGUGAAGGAAGGGUUUAAAGAAAAGUUCGGUCUCGAAAAUAUUGUCGGUGUGAUUGGCACAGCACAUAUUAAUCUGUUGUCGCCGACAGAAAAGGCAGGGAACGCCUCAGCGUACGCCAAUGAAUUUAAUAAGAAUAGUAUAAAAGUGGAGGGCAUUUGUGAUCACCGUUUCUUAUUUACAUCGCUGAAUGCCCGUUCGCCGGGCUCUGUAAAAAAUUCAACAAUUUGGCAUAGCACACCGGCGCGCGAGUUUUUAAGUGUACAAUACAAACAAGCUGCUGAAAAUACCUUCCUGUUGGGCGAUGACACGUAUCCACUAGAACCAUGGCUGCUCACGCCGCUGCAGGAAAUUAAAAACCGUGCGGAUGCAUCAUAUAAUGAGAGACAUAGCAAUGCUCAUAAUACAAUUAGACACACAUUUGGUUUGCUAAGAACACGAUUUAAAUGUCUCUCCAAGGGGAGUAAGCUUUAUUAUACGCACGAACGGGGCGCGAAUAUCAUUUACGCUUGUAGCAUUUUGCAUAACAUACUGCAGAAGAGAGGUUAUAGCAUAAAAUUGGAUGAAAGCGAGUUGAAUACGGCGAGCGAGGAGCAUGUAACACGCAAAUCAGAAUCGGAGGUAGUGCAAAGCGCACCGCAGUUCGUGAAUGGUUGCGAAAGCAGACAACUUUAUAUACGAAAUUUAAAUGAAACAGUUUAAUUUAUUUGAACUAACAAAAUUUUCACUAAUUUCAUAUAUAUAUGAACCUUAAAGCUUAAUGGUAAUGAGAUUAAAAUAAAAU
Molecule: messenger RNA, 2588 nt
Organism: Ceratitis capitata (Mediterranean fruit fly)
Lineage: Eukaryota; Metazoa; Arthropoda; Insecta; Diptera; Tephritidae
Product: putative nuclease HARBI1
Exons: 4
Coding region: 1412-2506 (364 amino acids)
Source: RefSeq, a predicted model, not a curated record